UUACAGAUGCCUCUGGGAGCAAUUCAGGACUCCAGGAGGUCCUUCCAGAUGCAUUUGGAGAUUCAAACCCAGUAGUUUUCACCUGGAGCAUGUGAGCUCCCAGCAAAGCAGUUGAGCUGUGUGGUCACAGCUGGGACUUUGGCCAGGAGCUGACCGCAGUGAGAACCUGGGCAGACAACCUUUGUGUCACUGAGUGGUGUCACUGUGAGGUUAGAACGUGGAAGUUUUAUGUCCUUACAUAUGUAAGGAGUACUUGAAAUGAAAUAGAAACUCUUAAGGAGCGAGUGUGGCAACAGCAAGAGGCUGUUGUGUAACCCAGCUGUCUUUGCUAAUGUCAGGGUGCAUUGCUGGCCAGGAAUGAUUCUCCUUGGACUGGUAGAGCUUGUAGCAGACAGCCAUAAACCCUCAGUGGCAUGUGAGGACGGAGGUAAUUGUCUCCUGUGUGUGCAGGUUGUGGACAGCAGCAGACAUGGAGAGGCUGGUGGAGCGGCUGGAGAAGGCUGUGGAGCGCCUGGAGACCGUGUGCCAAGGCCCUGGCAUGUGUGGAGAUGGCUCUGCCAAAGGAGUGGCUCAGUACGUGCAGGCUUUUGAUGCCCUUCUGGCCGGGCCAGUGGCCGAGUACACCAAGAUCAGCAAAGAAGUCGGUGGGGAUGUGCAGAAACACGCUGAGAUGGUCCAUGCAGGUUUGAUGAGUGAGAGGGCUCUUCUGGUGGUGGCAUCUCAGCAUCAGCAGCCAGCAGAGAACGCGUUCUCAGAGCUGCUCAAACCCAUCUCGGAGCAGAUCCAGGCUGUGCAGAAUUUCAGGGAGAAGAACCGUGGUAGCAAACUGUUCAAUCACUUAUCAGCAGUCAGUGAGAGCAUUCCAGCCCUGGGCUGGGUGGCCAUGGCUCCAAAGCCUGGUCCUUAUGUGAAGGAAAUGACUGAUGCUGCCAUGUUUUACACCAACAGGAUCCUCAAGGAGUACAAGGACGUAGAUAAAAAACAAGUGGACUGGGUGAAAGCUUAUCUGAGCAUCUGGACAGAGCUGCAGGCCUACAUCAAAGAGUACCACACCACAGGGCUGACCUGGAGCAAAACAGGUCCUGUAGCCACAGCAGGGGCUAAAGCACCACCUCCUCCCCCAGCUGGGGUUGCACCCCCACCUCCAGGGCCUCCCCCUCCUCCUGCCCCCGUGAGCUCCAGCACAGACGACUCAGCCUCGCGCUCGGCGCUCUUCGCCCAGAUCAACCGGGGAGAAGGGAUCACCUCGGGCUUAAGGCACGUCUCAGAUGACAUGAAAACCCACAAGAAUCCAGCCCUGAAGAACCAAGGGGGCCCCGUGAGAAGCGGCCCCAAACCUUUCACUGCUCCCAAACCAGCCUGUAAUGCAAAUCCCUCCCCAAAGGCACCUCCAUUGCUAGAAUUAGAAGGCAAAAAGUGGAGAGUGGAAAACCAGGAGAAUGCCACUAACCUGGUCAUCAGUGACACAGAGUUGAAGCAGGUAGCAUAUGUGUUCAAGUGCACAAACAGUACACUCCAAAUCAAAGGCAAGAUCAACUCCAUCACCCUCGAUAACUGCAAGAAGCUGGGGCUGGUGUUUGAUGACGUGGUGGGCAUUGUAGAGAUCAUCAACAGCAGGGAUGUCAAAGUUCAGGUCAUGGGUAAAGUGCCAACAAUUUCCAUCAACAAGACAGAUGGGUGCCACGUGUACCUGAGCAAGAGCUCCCUCGACUGCGAGAUCGUCAGUGCCAAGUCCUCGGAGAUGAACGUCCUCAUCCCCAGCGAGGGGGGGGACUUUACUGAAUUCCCUGUCCCAGAACAGUUCAAGACAGUGUGGAACGGUCAGAAGUUGGUUACCACUGUGACAGAAAUUGCUGGCUAAGCUGAAAAGCUCCAAGGUUCAUGCCCUCCCCUGGCCCUGCUGUGGGACAAAUCUGCUUUCAGAUGAUUCUCUUAGAUUUCUUGUACCUUUCUGCUCUCAAACUGCUUCUCUUCUACCCGAGAGACACAGCUGCCUGCCAUCACUGAGAUUCCUCUGCCUGGGGCUCAGUGAUUGUCCACCUCUCUCAGCAGGAAGGUUUAUUUUUCUCUCCCCUUGUCCCAUCUAACUGCACCAAUCGAUCAGAGUCUCGGUGAACUUCACAGCCAGUCUUGGCAGUUGGCUUUCAGAGUGUUGUUUUUGUAAUUGCCUUUAAGCAAAACUGUUCAUGUGAGAGGAAUAUUGUUCCCUUUUUAACGAGUGACGGUGUCUGUCGGAGGCCACAGUACCCAGCUCCUAGGGCAGAUGUCUUGGCAAGGUCCUGGAAGCUCUCUGGAGCAGUUGGUGGCAUCACAGGACAUGGGAACGGUUUUUGUCGGACCAAAGGCUGAGGACCUGGGCCAAUUCCACCCUGAUUUCUCUUCCAUCAUUCCCACUAGCUCAGUGCAUUCCUGAUUGUGCCAUGACAGGAGGCUUUCAUUCCCCAGUGCCACAGGAAGGCUGCAGUGGUGUCACCACGGCCACCCAGCAGCCUGGAGCUGAGCACCUCUCAUUCCAUGAGCCCUCCACCUUCACAAGAGAACCUUUGCCCCAGGGCUUCCUUCUUGGAGCAGCUGAACUCAGGUUCAGUCUCCCAGGAUGGUUCUUCUGAACCUGUGUCCUUCCCCAGAGGAAGGGCUCCUCCAUUCCAGGUCAGUAGUGCAGAGUUGUAAAUACCCGAGUUGGAUCAAGUCGGUUCAUCACUCUCUCUCUUCUUCCUCAUCUGCAAUCAGCCCCCACUGAAUCCUCCCCUUUUUUUCCCCCCUGUUGCUUGGCUCUUUAUUUUGGUGGAAGCUCAUAGCCUCUGUUCCAGGGCCCUGGAGCAGAGUGAUGGAUCACACAGUACUGUACUGACCCAUAAAGGGAGCUGCACGUGCUUUGACCUUCAUUUUUCCAACGCCUCGGGUGGCAUAAGCAUAUCUUAAAUGCAUUUCUUCUGUAAAGUGUCAAUGUUCUUUUUCUCUAGUACAAAACUUACAAAAAAAAAAAAAAAAAAAAAAAUUAUGCAAUUUUUUUUUUUAUUUUGAAACUGUCCUGUGACUUGUACUUGUCUUCUCCUGAGGCUUGUGAAAAAACCUUUCUUAUGUACUUAAGAUUAUACAGAAGAUAGAAUAAAGUUAAUGCCAACUUGCUCAUUA
Molecule: messenger RNA, 3135 nt
Organism: Sturnus vulgaris (Common starling)
Lineage: Eukaryota; Metazoa; Chordata; Aves; Passeriformes; Sturnidae
Gene: CAP1
Product: cyclase associated actin cytoskeleton regulatory protein 1
Biological process (GO): cell morphogenesis; cytoskeleton organization; actin filament organization
Cellular component (GO): cytoplasm
Molecular function (GO): actin binding; adenylate cyclase binding
Source: RefSeq, a predicted model, not a curated record